This is a messenger RNA of Cynoglossus semilaevis (tongue sole), 2162 nucleotides long. It is a transcript of the gene nxph4, whose product is annotated as neurexophilin 4. Lineage: Eukaryota; Metazoa; Chordata; Actinopteri; Pleuronectiformes; Cynoglossidae. Bases 685 to 1563 code for a protein of 292 amino acids. The transcript is spliced from 2 exons. Gene Ontology annotation, molecular function: signaling receptor binding. The record is from RefSeq and is a predicted model, not a curated record.
UUGUGUGUUUACGAAAUACUUUUAAUGAUGAAUCAUCAAUAUAAAGAAGCUUUUAUUCAGCAGACCAACAGAGUGAGUGUUUGACCUCUCCUAACCCAGUCAUCUAACCAUAAUCCGGGGAACAAACACCCAGCCUGUAGUUGUGGUCACCGUGGUUGUCCAUAAACCAGAGCUUCCGCGCGCCAUGACGCGCGCACAGAGAGUGGGAGUGGGGAAAGUGAAGGAGGGCGGGCGAGAGGGUGAGAACAAAAUCUCUGUUCUCCAAACCCACCAGUCACUGUCCUAAAACAGGAGAAGAUCAUCAUCAUCUGCAGCAGCAGCAGCGUGAGCCUCUCUCUCUCUCUCUCUGUGUGUCUCUCUCUUCGCCCCUACCUCCACCUCCACCUCCUUCCAAACUCAGACGUCCAGCGUGAGCGCAGCCAAACACCAUGGAUGAAACAGCUCACGAGGCGGAGCGGAGAAACUGAAGCCGGCGCUUAAAGUUUCACCUGCUGAAUAGAACUACUCUGAGCGAAGGGCAAGUCGCACAACUUUCACGAGCCUUCUUCUCCAUUUUCGGCCACUUGGUGAUCCAAACUUGUCGCCCCGUCUCUUGGGAUUUGCCUGGAUUCCGCGCCGUGUCUUUUUAUGUUGAACCGGGGAGACGCGUAGGUUUCUGGGUGGUCCGCUAUCAAGGAAGGUGUCAUGCAGGUGCUCGCUUGGACCACGCUGCUCCUCUGCCAGUGGAUCCUGCGGAGGGUCCAUGGGUUGGAGAAGCAAGUGGACUUCUCAGAUCUGGGUCCAGUGGGAUCGGUGAUGAAAACUCUUCCAUAUGGCAUGGGUGGAGGCACAGUGGGAGGAACAACAGGAGGGGUCGUUAAGCCUCCAUACCAAACCCGUAUCUUCUCCACUUCCAUCGACCAGACACCCAUCAAGUCCAAGCCGCCCACUUACAGUUUCUACAACCCCUACGACCCAAACCGAAACCAGUCGCUGCUCCUGGAUCAGACAGGCUAUCGCUCUAAGCGCAAGCCAUCGCAUAAGACCUCCACGAAGACCAAGAAGAUUUUUGGCUGGGGUGAUUUCUACUUCAAUGUCAGGACCUUGAAGUUCAGCUUGUUGGUGACAGGGAAGAUUGUGGACCAUAUCAACGGAACAUUCACCGUUUACUUCCGUCACAACUCCUCAAGCCUGGGGAACGUUUCGGUCAGCAUCGUGCCACCGACCAAAGUGGUGGAGUUUGAGGUCCUCCAGCAGCAGCAGCCACAUCUGUACCCUCACACUCAGCAAGACCUCCAGAUCCAUGACAACCAGCAGACCACUCUUGACCCCAAAGAGACAAAGACAUUCAACUGUCGGGUGGAGUACGAGAAAACCAACAGAUCCAAGAAGCCCAAACCCUGCUUGUACGACCCGUCUCAGACCUGCUUCACGGAACACACCCAGUCUCACUCUGCCUGGCUCUGUGCUAAACCCUUCAAGGUGAUCUGCAUUUUCAUCUCUUUCUUCAGCAUCGACUACAAGCUGGUUCAAAAAGUGUGUCCGGACUACAACUUCCAAAGUGAGCACCCUUACCUUGGAUAAGUAAGUGAGACUGAGCUGAGAAAAUAUAUGAUGUAUGGACCAUAUUAAUGUCAAAGAUGAUGAAAACUAUGAUAAUGAUGGAAAUGAUAGUCAUAUUGAUUACAGUAAAGACGCAGGGGGCAGUUUUUUUGCCCCUCGACUGCUGUGAAUUGUGAAUAUAAAACAAUUGUAAUCGCAGUUACUGAUGGUAAAAAUGUGGUUGAUUUCUCUCUGAAUUAUUUUCCAACUUUGUAUAUAUGACUUUAGUUUCUAUUUAUUUCUUUACAUGUUCCCUGUAAAUACUGUACUCAUACUGGGACAAAAAAAACCUUUAUUGUUUCUAGAUAUUUGUUUCUCAAUGUUAUUACUUUUUGCAGUUAGGGAAGACGGUUGGAAAAAGCUGGAAUCAUUAUAAUGCCUUCGGAUUACACAGUAAACCUCGGAAACGUGUGAAUGUGCCGUCACUUUAAGGCAGACAUAAUGUUAUGGUAGACUGACUGUUAAUCAUCCACCUCAACCAUAUGUUUCGAACCCUGGAUGUAGGAGAGUUAUAUGUAUGAGAAACGCUAUGCUGGAAAUGCAUACAAUAUACUGUAUGAAAAAGCACAUUAAAAUCUCUU